Stylonychia lemnae is the source of this 4878-nucleotide messenger RNA. The record is from the annotation of a GenBank genome assembly. NCBI's taxonomy places the organism in Eukaryota, Ciliophora, Spirotrichea, Sporadotrichida, Oxytrichidae.
AUGAAGCGAAAUUAUUAUGCUGCAUAUAUUAUACUCUUCCUAAUGACAUCACAAAUUAAUUUCAUGGAUGUCUACGCCUAAAUUUAAUGCUUUGAUAAAUACCCAAGAAGUUUUGGAGAUGCUACAAAAGAUUCAUUUUAUUCUGGAUUCGACAUUGAUAAUUCACAAAAUAUAAUAGUUGGAGGCGUAAUUUCCUCAACUGCACUUGACACAAAUAGCUUGAAAUAUCCUUUUUUAGUUUAUUAUUCUACUGACUGGACUAAGGAAUUCGCAUUUGCUUUUGGCGAAUUAUAUAAUAUGGAGGUUAGUCUAAUUAAAUUCAGAAAAGCUCCAAUUAUAUCUUACUUAGAAACUCUUAAAAUAGAUUACUUUUUCAAGGAUAAAACGCUGAAACCAGGUGGAACAAUCGGGGAUAUUAAGUCUGUGUUUAACUAAAAUGUUGUCUUUUCAACAGAUGGCUCUAUCUAUAUGACAUUUUUUAAGGGAUCAAAUAAGUAAGUUGUAGUCUUAAAGAUUUCACUUUCCUCGAAUCCAACUUUCAAUUCUAUUUGGGCUUUUCAAGAAGGUAAUUCAGUGAGUUCUGAUGUUUCUUAAGGCUUUCACCUAUCACUAGAUUAAAGUUAGUCUAUUAUAUAUAUUGGCGCUAGAUACAGUUUUUAUGAAUCUGCAAACUGGGCAACACCUUACUCAAUAUAUUAAGUUAUUCACAAGAUUUCUGUUUAGGAAGGGAUAUAAAGAUGGGCAUAUGGCUUUAAGUUCAAUCAUGAGGUAGCAAUAGAUUCUGCUAGAGUUAAGAAUGCUGACUAAUAUAUUUUUGCUUGUGGAUGGAUUUAUGAUGCUGUCUCUCCUGUUCUGUUAAAAACUUAAUUGUUUUUCUUGAAAUUCUCAAUUGGAUCCAAUGCUCCUACUGAUUAAGGACUGUUUUCAUAGAAUAUUUUCUUGAAAUGUGAGGACCUAUUUAUUGUCUCUGAAUUAGAGGUUUAUGUUUUGUCCUUGCAUCCAGUCACAAAAUAGGCUAUUUUUUAAAGAUACUUCAAUAUUGAUUAUCUCGGAUAAAAAGCAUAGAUGGAAAAGAAAACUUUUGAGUAUUAAUUCUAAUCUACAAUUUUCGAAGCAAAAAUCCUGAAUUAAAAUAAGUAUAUUUUCGUGGGUAGCUAAAUAAACCCAAGAUUAUCAAUUAGCAAUAAAGAAGGAUUUAUAAUUUCAAAUGACAUGAGUGAAAUUUGUCUAUCUUCUAAUACACCAGAAGUCUUUGUGCCUCCAAUAUUUAUCAGCUUUACAAAGCCUUUACAAUCACUUAAUUUUCCGUUCCAAAGUAUCGAAUAUAAAUUCGAGACACUGCUUUUAGUGCCUAUUAGGCCUUUGGACAUGAUAUAGUAUAAAUCUUAUACAAGCGCUGUAUGUAAUCCUAAAUGUAAUCUUGUAACUCUUAAUGGUCAAACUAAUCAUUCUUAUACUCAUGUUAUUGAAGAUGGAGAUUUUAAUCUCGAUUCUGAAGCUUAUUUUCUUGGAGAUAAAGAUUGCAAUGAUAAAUACAGAGUCUAUAGUUUAGCCAACUAGUUGAUCACUGUGAACUGUACACUGCCUGAUGGAUAGCAAUUAUCUGUAACUCUCAAUAUAGUAGUAGUUCUAUGCGCCUCCAACUAGUAUGCUUUAUAAUUUCCUAAUGGUCUCUAUGUCUAUCAAAUAGCUGAUCCCAUAUAAAACAUACCGAUUAUUCCAUGGGAAUAAUCAUAUUAGGUUUGUGAUUAGCCUAUAAGGGAAAUAAUCUACACAUCUCAAAUUACUCCAAAUCCUCCUUAAGUUAUUAGCCUUAAUCCUACAUAUUCACAAAUUGAGAUUUAUACUACAGAUUUAGUCAAUGUAGGAGUAUAUGAUUUUCAAAUAAAAUACACAAAUCCUCUAAAUUCAGCUGUUUACUCAAUUAAAGACUUUAGCUUAGAAAUUAAAUGUACAGCAGUUGUUACUAAGCACUUUAACGGAGCAAAUAAUAAUUUUUAUUACAAUUUAGAAGAUCCAACACUAAUUGUGGAUUUUUCGACUUCAUUGUAUUACACAAAUAACUGUGGCUACUAUUAUAUAAUUACUUCAUUUGUAGACGGUGGCUCUGCUUUACCUAACUAUAUCAGUUUUUAGAAUGAUUAACUAAGAUAUACAUUGCAAACAAGUGAUACUACUUAGGUUGGUUCCUAAUACAAAAUAUUUAUUCAGGCAAAAGCAACGAAUGAUUUAUUAUGGGUGGUUGACAAUUCUUUCGAGUGGUAUCUUAAUAUAUUGCCUAGUAGAAUAAUAAAGAAUAUAAAUUUAUUCAAACCCACUUUUGCAAUAAAACUUCAAGAUUUAACAGUUGAAGAGGAUUAGAUAACAGAAUACACUCUACCUGAUUAUUUCGAUUCUGACUUAGAUUAGGUAACUAUGGAAGUUGAUAUUAAAAAAGCCUUUUAAUUUGUCGAACAGAGGGAAAAAAUACUUAGAAUUCAGCCAAAAGUAGCUAAUAUUGGAAGCUAUAAGAUUGAUAUAAAUUUAAAGGAUAGUGGGUCACCAUCAUUAAGCAAUUAUUAUAGUUUCACUAUUAAAGUAAUUGCUAAGAAUCAGCCUGCCUAGCAAUAAUAAAAUUCAUCUACAAAUACAAACGACAGUAGCCAAUCGACAGAUCCAAGUAGUGAUUGGUCCAGUUAUGACUUUUUUCAAAAUUAAACUUUAUCCAAUUCCAAUGCAACUCAAUAAAAAUCUAAAAAAAUAAUUGAUUUUCAAGCAAAAAUUAUGAGAGCAACAUUAGACGGAAAAAUAUACUUGAAAUUCAAUCAGGAUGCUACGUUUACAAAAUUUGAAUCAGAUAAAUUACCCCCAAAAGAACUUCUUAAAUGGUCUAUUGAAUCUUAUUCAUAAAGAGUAGCUUAGAUUAAACUAGAAUUCAACAACCCAGAACUCAUUUCAGAAAGAUAGAAUUUAGGUAAUCAAGUUUAGUCCUCAAUGUAAGCAGCUAUAUACUCUAGUCUGAUCAUUCAAUUCUUUUUGUAACAAGUGCUGUCUUUACUCUGGGGUACAAUAAACAACCUUUAACUAAUAUCACAUUUGCCUCUUUUUUCCGUAUAUUUCCCAGCAAACGCUUAUUACUUGAUAACAUUUCUAGUUGACUUAGCUAACAUGAAGCUGAUUCCUGACUUUGAUUUCCUCAAUCAAAUCCCUUUAAUAAGUAGCUCAGAUGAGAUAUCUUCAAAUGAAUAUGAAUUGAAUAUGUAUUUCUAGCUACUAGGCUAUGAAAGUAUUUACAUAAUGAUUAUCAUGAAGAGUUUCUUUAUCUUAACAAUCAUUGGAGUAAUAGCUAUUGGAAUCGAUAAAAUGCUAAUUAAUCUUUGCGAUAUCGAUUUAAAUUAUCCUAGCAACAGUGAAAAAACUUUUAUUAAAAGAAAGGCUUUUGAAUUUUAUAAGAACUUCCAAAUGAAAUUUUAUUAUAGUUGGUUUUUCAGAAUAGCUAUUGAAAACUAUUUUUAAUGUGCAAUUAUGAUAUGCGCUUCAUACAUUGUAAUAUUUUACUUGAUAAGAACAAAGCCUUUGGAAAAGUCAUUUUAAUUGCAAAUAGAUUUGUUCAAUGAAUUUACAUUCUUAUCAUGCCUCUAUAUGUGCUUUGUAUUUACUGAUAUUGUUGGUGACUCUUAAUCUUAGAUAAACGUAGGCUGGACAUUUUCCUUAGUGAUUUGUUUUAAUAUUUUUGUGAAUUUUCUUAUUAUGCUAAUCAUUGUGAUUUCAAGUUUAGUAGAUUUUAUUAGACUGAUCCUCAAAAAGCGAAAAUUAAAAAAUGAUCUUUCAAAAACUGUCAUAAUAAGUUAAGAUACAAAUGCUAUUGAGGAGGUAGAUACAAAUAUUACAAUGCUUAAUAAAUCAGGAAAAUCAAUGAAACAAUACUAGAUUUAAGAUAUAGUUACUCUAGACAGAUUCUCUGCAAAGUAAAGAAAUCUUCUAAAUGCUGUCAAAAAAUAAUAGGAGGGUAUUAGAAUUAGAAAUGAAAUUGUAUUGAUGAGUGAAACUAGUGAUCAUUUAGAUGCCUAAACUUAAGCAAUAUAAAAUCAAAACUAUCAGAAUAAUGAACAUAAUCUAAAUAAUGAUUCAAAUAGGAAAAUAUUGAGAAAUCUAUAGAGUGAUUUCUAAGCCAUAGUCUCCGAAUCAUAUCAAAGAAAAACUUACAUAGUAAAAGCUUAAAAUAGACAAGUUACAUCCCCAAGAGUAGCUGCUUAUGAUUGCAGACUGCUAGAUCUAAACUUUGGCGACGGAAAUUAUUUAGUUAUAGACACUUAAUCUGAACUGAGAGCAGGUUGGGAUUUUGAGUAGACUUAUGACCUCUACAAUGGACAGACCUAUAAAUAUUGGGGGACGAGAUUAAACAUUUAUGCUGAACCAUCAUUUCAACUGCAUCCAGAGUUUAAUUUAGAAAAGGCUUAUUUUGGCGAGAUCACAGCUGAUUUGACAUAGUUUAGAGCAAAUGCUUACGCUGAAAUCAAUUACUUCGUCAAUAAUAAAAAUGUGUGUGUGAAUAUUGGAUGGAACGUUGAUGAUGAAAUCAAAUUUACAGUUGAGACGUCGAUGAACUUUCAAGAUUGCUAUAAAGUAAUUCUUGAAUCUCUUUGCAACUUUGAUAACUUCAGUAAUAAGAAGAUCUUAGAUGCUUGUGUAGAUAGUAACGAUGAGCAAGUUACUUUUUAUACUUACAAUCCAAUUACCUCUAAAACUGACAAGAUUUGGCUUGGAGCUAAUUCAAACACAGUUGGAGGAAAACUUUGCUAUUAGUUGCCAUUCUAAUCAACUGCUUGGGGCUUUAUAUUCUCGUAGGCGAUAAAUUUCUUGCUCGAAAAUAGUGCCUAAACUAAUCAAUAUGAAUGA